AUGUCAAACAUUCAUACAUCGAAUCAAGUAGCGUUUAUAAGUGCUACAAGUACCCUUUUAGGACUGGUCAUUGGAUCGGGGUGCAUUUUAACUAUACUGACAAAAUCCAGAGUCAGUGCUUUCCUUGCCGUGCUUGGAAUUUUUCAUGAAUUAGAAUUUUAUAUUACAGCUGAGUUUCAGGGCUCUCAAUUAUCUUGGGAUUCUUUUGUUUUGAACAACGGAGCAGCAUACUGGAUUGCCAUGACCAUUGGUGUGUUUGAGUACUACUUUACUAAUGGAUCGAGUAUUUCAAAAAUCUUACCUAGGCUACAUUUUCCUUCGUGCGCCCUAUCAUGGAUUCCUUGGUUAUUCACAAGAUUAGCUAUUACUAUGAUUAUUUCUGGGCAAUUACUUCGAUCAUACGCUAUGGUACACGCUGGUAAAUCAUUUUCUCACCACAUUGCUAGCGAGAAAAAACGUGAGCAUAGCCUUGUUAAAUCGGGUGUGUAUCAUUAUGUCCGUCAUCCUUCAUACGUUGGAUUUUUUGUCUGGGCAUUAGGAACGCAGUUCCUUUUGCAGAAUACCUUUUCUCUCAUAGCUUUUGCUAUUGUCCUUUGGGAUUUCUUCAGCAAGCGAAUUGCUGGAGAAGAGAUGUACUUGAUAAAGUUUUUUGGAGAAGAGUAUAAAGACUAUCGAAGAAAAACUGCAUCUGGGAUUCCGUUCGUUCCUUGA
Schizosaccharomyces octosporus yFS286 is the source of this 711-nucleotide messenger RNA. RefSeq names its product protein-S isoprenylcysteine O-methyltransferase Mam4. Gene Ontology annotation, cellular component: membrane; endoplasmic reticulum. The record is from RefSeq and is a predicted model, not a curated record. Bases 1 to 711 code for a protein of 236 amino acids. The transcript has a single exon. Lineage: Eukaryota; Fungi; Ascomycota; Schizosaccharomycetes; Schizosaccharomycetales; Schizosaccharomycetaceae. Gene Ontology annotation, molecular function: protein C-terminal S-isoprenylcysteine carboxyl O-methyltransferase activity. Gene Ontology annotation, biological process: C-terminal protein methylation.